CGAUAACAGCCAACAAAAAGCAACAAUAUCACUACCAAAAGCGUACUGUUUGACGUAGCCAUCCCCGGGAGAUAGGAUGCCAUUCCCGUCAGCCAACGAAAGAGUGAGCGAAAGGGCCUCGUAUCGAGCGGAAAAACAUACACCAUCGCAGCAUCUUGCCAGAGGGCAUUGCAAAGGGACAGGGGACGCUUAUCACCUCCCCUCAGUGAUGCCUUUGUUUUCCACGCUUUUCCACCGCACAUCGUGUACAUAGAGGCGCACCAAUAAGGGAGGAGUUAGAGCUUAGGGCUUACAAGCGGCAAAGGUAACAAAUGUGGACUUUCGACAUCAAGAGAGGACGAAUCAUAGAUUUCCGAUGGCAUGAAUUUUCGCCCCGAUCGUCAGCGAUGCUGUCAGCGAGAGCACACACAGGCAGAAGCAGUAGCAGCACAAGCAUCGGUGUGACGGGGCCUCGAUGUCGAAAGAUUGGCAGUUGUGUCAACGGAACUGGCGAAGGCGAACUGGUACGGUGUGUUCGAUCAGACUGAGUGAUUUUUAGUAGAUGAACUGACGGCUGUAGCUGAAGGUGCUGAUGGAUCCAAACGGAGCUGUGAAACGCAGUAGAGUCAACAAAGAUAAUUUGAUGUUGGUGUCAUAGGCUUUUUGGAAUACAAAUAGUACAGUGCAAGUGUUGUUUUUUCGAAUCCUUAAUAAAGGCAGCAUAAAAAACGUGUAUCUAACACAAAAACGUCGUUAAAUACGUUUGAAAAGAUACACUUGGUUUGCUAUAUGCUGGAAAGGCAUGUAUGAGUGCAUUCUUCAUUGUAUCCAAGUUAUGUGUGUCAAAAGUUAAUCGGAUUGCCAUUUGAUUUCUGUGGAAUGCUUUCAGUGUGCGAUGUGUUUGUUAGGAGAUCACUUUAAAGGAUUUGUCUGAUUUUAAGGUGAAGUGUUUGCAGUUUCAAAUGAAUUGAAUACCUGUGACCAAAAAAGGAGAUUAAUUAAGCAAAUACUUUAGUGGAGUGGGAAAAGCUAAUUUGAUCAUCACUACUGUUUAAAAGCUUACUGAAACAUCAAUUCAAUUCGAAAACAUCAAACGUUAAAAGUUUUUCGGAUGUUAAAAGCAACACAUCCGAUUAAACAGGGCGUUAGUGCAAGUGUUUUUGAAUGUUUCGAUUUAGCAAGAAAAACGGCAAUAUGGAUAGCUCGACGGUUCUGCAGGAUAAUAAGAGUGGAUUCAGCAAGGGCUCCAUCGCCGAGUUCUACGAUAAACUUGAGAAGGACGACGGUGGUCGAGGAUUCGUCAUUGAAGAUGGUACUCAUGGAGGAUUGUCGCGCAUCGAGAAUGGCAUGUCGGGAAAAGGAGAACAUCGAGGAUCGCCGAUAUCAUGUUAUUCGCCACAGAAUCGACUGCUGCCUUGGCCACCACAACAUGUGAACGAAAGCACGAGCUCUUCAGCAAGAAAGGCUCAAAAUCUUGGUCUAAUAUGUGUCGUUUGUGGAGAUACUAGCUCUGGGAAGCAUUAUGGCAUACUGGCAUGCAAUGGAUGCUCUGGAUUCUUCAAACGUAGCGUCCGUAGGAAAUUAAUCUAUCGAUGCCAGGCCGGGACAGGAAGUUGUACAGUGGACAAAGCGCACAGGAAUCAGUGUCAGGCGUGUCGAUUGAAAAAAUGCCUUACGAUGGGAAUGAACAAGGAUGCUGUACAAAAUGAACGUCAACCACGGAAUACAGCAACAAUCCGACCAGAAGCACUACGGGAUAUGGAACAAGGACGUGCCUUGAGGGAAGCAGCCGUUGCCGUCGGAGUGUUUGGACCUCCAGUUUCACUCGCACUGCUCUCACCUUCCCGCUAUGGCCCAAGUAUCCUACCAACGCCUGCCUUACCGACCAGUCAAUUUCUGCACCAUCACAGCCAGGUGUCAUCGCUGGUAAACAGUCUACCGCAUCAUCAUCCUCACCAUCCACACCAUGCCGCUAUGCACGGGCUAGCGAACGGACUGUCGAUGAAUCUGAACGGCGUGGGGAUGCCGGGCCAUAACGGCACGCCCGGUUUGAGUCAUUCGGGUGGAAAUGGUUCCGAUCGAGACCGAGACACCGUUGUGCUGAUGAACAGUGGCAGUGGUGACAGCAACAAUAACAAAAACGCUUCAUCCAGCUCGACGGAAAAUCUCAACACGACAUCCUCCUCUAAUCAUUCGAUGGCGGGCGAUCAGUCUCCGAGUGGGGCUGGGUCGCCGGCCCAUGGGACACCGGUAAACGGACUCGGCACUGGGGGUAGCUGUGUGACGGGAGCCACUAGUAUGGCGACUGAAAAGCAUCCUCAACAUAGCUCAUCUUCGUGCGGUUCGGCCAGUCCUAUUCUGGAGCAGGACAACAUGAACGAUAACGACGAUGAUUCCAUUGACGUAACCAACGAUGAAGAUACGGACCAACCACAAAAUAAUAACACCAUCCCCAGCCUAAUGAACCACCCAUUUUAUGGACAAGGACCGAUGUUCAACUUUCAGGAAACUAUUUAUGAAACGAGUGCUCGGCUUCUAUUCAUGGCUGUAAAAUGGGCCAAAAACCUACCCAGUUUCGCUAGCCUUACGUUCCGCGAUCAGGUUAUCUUGCUUGAAGAGUCCUGGGCUGAACUGUUUCUAUUAAACGCCAUCCAGUGGUGUAUGCCCAUUGACACGACGGCCUGUACGUUAUUCUCAUUGAAUGAACAUUGCAACAGUGCAAACAAUUCUGGCUUCUUUAAACCAGGACAGUUGGCACAAGAUCUACGGAUCCUCAAUGACACUCUGUGUCGAUUCAAAUCGGUUCUGGUAGAUCCAGCCGAAUUCGCCUGUAUGAAAGCUAUUGUGUUAUUUCGCUCGGAGGCGCGAGGGCUCAAAGAUCCGGUACAAAUUGAAAACCUGCAAGACCAAGCACAGGUGAUGCUAGCGCAGCAUUCGCGUACACAGUUUCCAGGGCAAAUUGCGCGGUUCGGGCGGCUGCUCUUGAUGUUACCUUUAUUAAGAGCAGUCAACUCACACAAAAUAGAGUCAAUCUACUUCCAGAAAACGAUCGGAAACACGCCGAUGGAAAAAGUGUUAUGUGAUAUGUACAAAAACUAAACUUUACCCAAAAUUUUGCUUUUACGCUAUGGGAUGGUGCAACUGAUCUGCCGUGACUAACAUUAGGGAAAUAAAUACCGGGUGAAUGUGGGAGGAAAUUAUAGGGAUUCGUACAAAGUCAGUUAGGGUUGAUGUCCAAGCAAAAUGCCUAAUUUUUCUACAAUAUGCUAUAAUUUAAAAAGAUUUCUCAGUCUCUUGCUAUGGGGCAAACAUUGGAUAAAUUAAUGAAAUAGUGAUUGUUAUGCAGUUUUGUUAGUUUCACAUUGAUACGCUGAUUUAAAACAUAAUUUUAUGCUUUUUAUUGAAACCACUAUCUGCAUUUGAACUGCGAUUUCACGGAGUGCACGAGGUAAUAUCUCCUAUAUUGACACACUUAAUUGCUUUCCAUUGGAAGUGUUUAUUACUUUAAAUUGAACUGAUUAGUGAUCCGUCAUCGAGAAAAACUGCAAACAAAUGAACAAACCGCUAGUUUCGGGUUUGCAUAGUGAUUAAUGUUCCAGUUCAAUUAAUUAUUUGCCUCAAGCACAAACCGCCAUGAACAAAGUGAGAAAUGCAUUUCGUGAACAGUUCCCCGAUCCCACACCAUUAAAGCAAAAAACCACAGUAUAGAAUGAUAAUUACCCCAAACGAGAAUCCUGUGCUGUAUGUUUAAAGCCCAAUCUAAGUAACGAGGAAAAUUAAAUUUGACAUGAGAAAAGCUAAACAACUGCGGUGCAAUUACCCAAAGCAUGUGACUGAAGUAUCCAUAUUAGGCUUGGGUUUAGUUUGUACAUUAUUGGUUAUAAAUUAUUGAAUUGCGUAGAACAUCUGUAACAGCUCACAUUUGCAGAAAACGUGCACUGAAAAUGAACUAAUAUUUGAUGUUUUUGGUUUUUUGAAUCUAUUUCCAUGAAUGAGAUCAGUAAGAGUUUAGUUUUUGCACCAGCUUAGCUUCAAUUAAUGCAAUUUUGUGUAUUUUAUAGUGAAUAAAUAAAUAGAUAUUUGGU
Messenger RNA from Anopheles merus, 4064 nucleotides. Its product is annotated as photoreceptor-specific nuclear receptor-like. Bases 1144 to 3078 code for a protein of 644 amino acids. NCBI's taxonomy places the organism in Eukaryota, Metazoa, Arthropoda, Insecta, Diptera, Culicidae. The record is from RefSeq and is a predicted model, not a curated record. The transcript has 12 exons. Gene Ontology annotation, molecular function: RNA polymerase II cis-regulatory region sequence-specific DNA binding; nuclear receptor activity; zinc ion binding. Gene Ontology annotation, biological process: cell differentiation; anatomical structure development; positive regulation of transcription by RNA polymerase II.